UCAGCUUCAAGAGUAUAUCGUUCUUACAAAGGUUUUCCUCUUGAUUUUAAAACUGAGAGCAGCCGGAAGAAUGCCUGAAGGUACAGGUUAUGUUAAUUCAGUAUAAGAAUAAGUUAAUCCCGUUUGUAACCUGUAGAGACACCAGUAAAAGUGGGAGACAGGGGCCGAUAUAUCCACGGAAAUUCAAAUUGAUCCUAUGCGCUAUGACAUGUUGCAUCAUGUGAGCUGUUAGCCGCAAUAAUACUUGCAGCAACCUUUUAAGUGAAAUGUAGUCUCGUAUACUGUGUACAGGGCCACUUUUAGAUGGUGAUGUAGGGUAUGUCUAAAUUUCUUAUUUUCUACCCGCAAAAUAUCACCGCCCACCAUAUUUGCCCGAAGAGGGCCUGCGGAGGAGGUAGAUAUAUGUCCCUACAUUUCUGCGUACGAUCACUACGAUGUGGUCCCGACAGCACACCGCAGUAGAAAACAUGACCCGGUAUACAUCAUAAGCCUAAAACAUAUUUCGUGCAUGGUACAAAGUAUUUAAAACUUUAUCCACUGAACUAGCUCAGUGGUUGCAACUCAUCAGUGGUUGCAACCGCGCAAUAUUCGGCUUCGCGAGGUAUAUCCGACAUAACCCGAGUUAUCCGACUAAUCACGAUGACAAUCAAUAUGGCUGUCUAUAGAUUGUGUUCAUUUUGGAGAAAGCCGGCCUCGAAUCUUUAUAAAACAGAUUUAUCAAAUUUUCGUCGUUGCAAGUCAACCAGUGUAAACAAGACUGAACAAAUUCCAAAGCAAUCUUGGAAAUUUCUGAUUUUGGCCUUUGGCGUUCCUGUUAGUGGUUUUCUGUUUUACAAGACUGUUGUUGAGCCAAGUAGCCGGGACCUCUCUGAAGAGGAGAAACAACUGCCAUAUAUAACCAGGUUGAUGAUAAAAUAUUUCAUGGAAGAUCCCAUCAAAAAUAAACAAAAGAUCCAUGAACAUAUACAAGUGUGUCGACAAGUUGCUGAUAAAAGGCUUGCAUUGAAUCAUGCAAAACAGAAUCCAAUAGCUCCUGGUAAAUUUCAAGAGACAAUCACACGGGAAAAGCAGAAUGUUGCAUAUGAUACUGAAAUGCACUGAUUUAAUUACACUUCAAUUCUCACAUGUGUGUUUGUAAGGUGUUGUUAAAGGAAUGUACAAAGCCAUUAUAUUGUUGUAUUUUUGAGCAAUAUUUCUAAAAAUAAAUAUUUUAUGUCCAGC
Molecule: messenger RNA, 1221 nt
Organism: Dendronephthya gigantea
Lineage: Eukaryota; Metazoa; Cnidaria; Anthozoa; Malacalcyonacea; Nephtheidae
Exons: 6
Coding region: 640-1101 (153 amino acids)
Source: RefSeq, a predicted model, not a curated record